Ostrea edulis (European flat oyster) is the source of this 6377-nucleotide messenger RNA. RefSeq names its product serine/threonine-protein kinase Nek7-like. Bases 4900 to 6159 code for a protein of 419 amino acids. NCBI's taxonomy places the organism in Eukaryota, Metazoa, Mollusca, Bivalvia, Ostreida, Ostreidae. Gene Ontology annotation, biological process: protein phosphorylation. The transcript has a single exon. Gene Ontology annotation, molecular function: ATP binding; protein kinase activity. The record is from RefSeq and is a predicted model, not a curated record.
CAAUCUGUUACUCCAAUCCUAUUCUAUGACUAAAAUAUUUAUCAAACUAAAAAUAAUAGUUUUAAAGAAUUUUUUAAGUUAGUCAUUUUGUAUAUUAAUUUUCAUUUCAUUUAUUCAUUUACGUAUUGGUUUAUCAACUUUCGACAGCAUUUAUGAAAGAUUUAUUUCUUUCCUUUUUUUCUACAUUUAACUUGUCUAAAUAUUUGAAAUAAUAUUGGCUAAAUUAAAACGAAACAAAGACCAUCUUCUGACACUAGGACUACUUAUACAUGCUUCAUACUCGCCGAUUGGUGCAAGAAUAUCAAAUUAGCCUAACUUAUAUAUCAAAUUGGUACACCUGCUUGAAGAAAAGAGAAUUUUUCAGCAUUACCGACAUGUGUUAUUUCUUAGUAUUUGUUGUUUUUAUUCAUAUAAAUCACGCAACAGUUGUGAUCGUGUUGAAAUUUUUGAUAAACCAGGAGAAUCCAACAGGAACAUGCAGAUUAUUUGUCCUAUGCAUUCAUGAUUCACUCGAAAAAUUUCAGACUGAACAGAAUACAGUUCAUUUGAACUUUACUUCAUUCUAGAUCAACAAAACGCUUUCACUUAAUUUUUCGUGCAUUUCGGCGUUGAGCUACUUCAGAAAGAAUACAAAGUAUAUGUCGCCUAACGUUAUCGUGAAAUCUAUGUUCUAUACUCCCCCAUUCUCCCCUUUUUCAAAAGUACAAAAUCCUUCUGUGAACUCAUUAUUUAGAUUGUAAAAUUAAGUGGGGGAUAUCACUUAUACCUUUUACUUCUUGAAGUUUUUUUCUGUAUGAAAAGGGGGCGGAUACCGCCCUUCGAAAAUGGAAAUCUUAACCGCGUGUUUCAGUUUGACUAGAAUAGUCUACAAUAGCUACAGUGCUGCUUUUAUUUAAUUUUUUAAUUCGUUCUAAGUUUCUGUAAAUAAUAGACGUAUUUGAAAUUUGUUAUCGAUUGUAUAGUAAACAUUGAGAGAUAGGCGAACGUAAUAAUCCCGAAACAGAUGAAAGACUAUAUACCGAACAUAGAUGUUUGCAUUAAAACACAAGAUUACUUUAUAAGAAAAGGCUCUAAAUCCCCAGCACCGGAAUUAAAUCAUGGAACAGUUUUCAUAAACUAACUUGAAGAUGGAGGUUUCAAUUUCAAGAAACCCGAUACGCGUAUAACAUUUAUCCAACCAUUUAAUAUCAACGUUUCUGCUGAUCAUUUCACAGAGCAAGGAGUCCUGUACAAUAUAUCUAGUUCUAGAAGAAUAGUGAUUUUGUACGAUUGUCUUAGUAAUGAAGCUAUAUUGUUUCAUUAAUUUCUUUUCUCUCUGAUGCGUAAUUGACCUUAAAAUUUGUCAUAAGUUUUAUCACAAAAUAUGAAUAUAAGGAAUAUAUAGAUUGUUUAAAUAACGGAGCGCAGCUGGUAACUGUAGAUCGUGUGGUCGAGUCCUGCAGGUUUGAUAAGGUAACUCCGCCCUCAUUUGACUAUUGUGGGUUCAAGGUAGAAAAGCUGUUAAUAAUUUUCACUUGAUAGAGUUUGAUUUAAGGAGGAAUAACACCUUGUCAUAAUGGCUGACUUCAUUUGGAAGCAUGAAUGAAAAUAUAAAUAUCAGCAACACUUGUAAAUCCCUAGUUGGAUAGUUCAGAAGGUUAACGUGUCUACUACCGAUCUGUAGUUCCUGGGCUCGAGUCUAGCAGGGAUUUUAAUUUCUGUCAGAUUUACUUUCUUCUACGCUACAUUUCUUAACUAAAUAAGGUAAAUUCAUAUAAUAAUAUUAUAGGAACAUAUCCUCCACUUUCCAUCAAUAUCCGUUUUUUUAUGGUGUGUCAUUCCUCCAUAAUCAAAAACCAAACUACGAAAAUGUAUAUGAUCUCAGACAUAUAUAAACAGAAGUCAAUGUCAACAUUAAAAAAAUUCGCACAUUUGCGUUAACAGAAAAAUAAAAACACAUAAAAAGGCCCACCUCUAUAAAUGUAUAUACAUGUAAUUAAUUGUAGAUAUCAGGGAAAAGUUUAUUACAUUGUAAUAGGCUUACAGUAUUCUACUAAACUGCAUUUCUUAACUAAAUAAGUUAAAUUUAUAUAAUAAUAUUAUUGUACAUAUUCUCCACAUAUUGUAGAUAUACAAUAUUACAUCACCAUGAGGGUUAUUGUCCUUGAAAACAUUUUUUUUUUUAAUUUAGAUAAGUCAGAUAAUUGAUUAUUUAUAGAAAAAAAAAAUUUUCAGUAUCAAAUUGUUUACCAGAUUUUUCAUUGUAUCCAGGAAAUAAAAUCCCUAUAAAAGACGUGUUUCUAUCAUGCAUAAAGUUUGAUUAAAUAGAGAUUUUGCAAAAAUCUUGACGUCCUAUGAGAGUGGAAUUACUUUAUUUUUUAGUUUUUAAUUAUUUCACGUUGAAACUACAAUUCUGUGCUAUACCAUAGGUGUUACAUAUGUCCUACUUUAUGUAUCACUCCGCAGUGGAGGAUCUAGAGGGGAGGGUGAUAGGGUUGCAAACCGCACCUCAUUUGGUUGAACAUUUUAACAAGAAGAGUAAUGUUUUGUCAUUUUGGGCUAUUCAAUCCCCUUCUGGGCGGAAAAGAGGAGGAAAAGGUACAUGCUUGGGUCGUAAUCCCACCCCAUUUUGAAAGUUUUCUGGAUCCACUCCCGCUUCGCGUCCUUGUUAGAAAUUGAAAGGGGCAAAUACAGUAUUGAAUGUGUGCAUUUUGCUCAGAGGAUGUUUUUAAAAACGUAAAACAACUUGUUCAUUUCCUUGUGAAUUUUUAUUGUGACCUCCGAUUUUACCUUUAUGAGCCAGUAUAAAAAAAAAAAUUAAUAAGAAAAGUUACUAUUUUAAUAAUCAACUACGUUAUUCAAUGUUCAUUUGCCUAAGAUUGUGUCGUUGGUGUAUUUUAGAUUUGAUAGUAAUAUAAAACUGUAUAUAAUAUAGAUUUUCCAUAUACUGCGUUUCAUGUGCAGGGUGCUUAUGUUUUUACUUAUUGUAAAAUAUAUUGUGUUUAAUGUAAUAUGAUACAUGCCACUUUAAUUAAUCAUUGCUUACUUACUGUAACAAAGUACGGCCAUGUUACAUGUAUUUAAGGAAUAAAUGUCUUAACUAUUUUAUUAUGAUGGUAUGAAAACAAUGGAAGCAAAAGGUUUUCAUAUCUCCUUAAUCAACAUAACUAAUCAGAAAAGGUUGGGGUUUUUUUCUAUAUAAUUACAUGUAUCCGUUUGUCAAAUUUGUAUCGGUGCUGAAUUAUGUUUUGUGGGUUUCUUAAGCUGAGGCAUAUAGAUGAACUACAAAAUUAAAUACACAAAAAUAACAACUAAUGGAUAAAGUAAACAAAUGGCAAAUUAAAUAGCUAAUAUAUUCCAGUAUUCAGUCGUGAUAAGGGGGGUGGGAGUGGGGGGGGGGUGUGAAAACGGAGGGUACGGAAGAGUAUGAGUAAGUGGAUGUGACGAAAAGAUAAUAAUGAAUUCUUUGCUGAAGUUCACGACUGCAUUCCUGACUCGUUAUAUUUAAUCAAUUUAAUUAAAUUACAUAUGUUCAAACCAUACGAUGAAAAGAAAUAUAAUGUUGUCUUAAAUUUGUUUACAAAUUGCAAUGCAUGUAUGCAUAUAGAUAGAUAUAGUACUUCUAUUUUAACGACUGGGACAGCUCCGGUAGAAAUGAAAGUAGAAUACAAAUAUAAAAAAUAAAUUUAAUAAUUUUUGGAAAUUACUCGAGGAUAUGAACUGUAAGGCUUCACGUCGGUACGACUUUCAGGACGCGUUUCAUGAAGUACGCCGGCGUGAAGCGUCGCAUUUCAUACCUUCGUGUAUUUUCAAAAAUGAAAUAUAUUUCUUAAAAGUGCAAUUAUUCAAAGUCAUGAUAAACGAGAUGAUUAAACGAGCUUGGAAUAGAGAUCGAGAAGACUUGUCGAAAUAGAAAAGAACGAGCAAAAGCGAGGAAGCAACUGGAGUCGGAAACUCGAGGCUCUAAAAAAUCCAUUUAUGUUGAAAGAAACAAAUUACUUCUCAUAUUUUGACAUGAUCACGCUUGUGUGAAACUUUUCUGGAGCGAGUUUGUAAAAUGAUCCGGUAAAAUUGACGGAGAUUAUGAUAUUAAAAGAACUGUGUUACUUGGCAAUUUUGGAAAUUUUCUUUAAAAAGAGUCAAAUAUCGUGAUCAAGCUGAAGAAAUGAGCCCAAGACCCAAAAUCAGGCAUGUCUACAUAUCAAACGAACAAAGAAACUAUAUUGUGUUGAUGUUUUAUUUCUCAUUGUUUUAAUGUGUGGUGCUUAGGGCCGUAGCAGUGAGCGCUGUGUAAAUGUAUUCAAGAGUCGGUCCAAAUUGAAUCACAAACGAACCUUGUAUAACAUUUUCAAACUGUUGAAAAAUAUGUUGUAGAUAUGAUGAUACGUGUAUUGGCUUUUUAUUGAUUUUUGUAUUAUCAUUAUUAAUAUUAUUAUUAACGAAACUUUGAAACCAUAAUUAUGUUGCUUAAUCUAAGUUUAAGUUGUUCUUGUUGAAAAUCUGUUUUAAUGCAUUGUAGAUCUAUAUGUAAUGUGUAUGCAGGUUUUGUAAAAAAAAAAAAAAAAAUAAAUAAAAAAAAAAAUAAAAAAAAAAUUAAAAGGAAAAAAAAAUUGCAUUCAUUCAUAUAUACUUUAAAGAAUAGCAAUGAUUAAGAUACAUAACUUUUUUUUCUUUUCAAAUUGGACGAAUUAAUGUAUGCUCAAAAACACAUCAAACUUGAGAGUUGAAUUGUCACAAAUUCUACUGAACACUAGUACCCCAAACGUCGCGAGCCACAAUGUAGAAAGUUUCUUUUACGCCCCAUAACACAACGUCACAAUCGCUGCGGACGUCGUCGUUUACACAGAAUAUGAUGACGUUUGUCCAUUGUCUUCAUGUUAUGGAAGUUUUAUAUAGCAACAAGUAGCAAAUGUUUACGAUAUGAGCUUCGAACCUGCACCUAAAAAACGAAAAAUGGAACCACACAUUGGAGGUGAUAAUGGAAAUGUCAAUAAUGAAGCCUCGAAAUCUUUUCAGAAAUCUGCAUCUCAGUCCGCGAGUGGAGAUUUUGGUGUGGACGAUCUUCAUCAAUAUGUUAUGGCAUUACCAGGGGAAGAUGGGGUCUCUAACCCAACCAGUUAUAAGAUUAUUCGUCAAGGAUGUGCACUUGGAGACGAAUGGGUUCAGUCCUACCCUCCGCCAUUAAGUUCAUACCCUUCACGAAUCGUGAAAACCGGAAACAUGUUCUAUGACAGUUUUGUUAACAACAUGUCCAAAUUAACCGGACUACGACCACUGAAAACACUAGCUAGAGGAAGAUCAGGAAUCAUCAUAUUAGCACAAAAUCUACACAGGAUGAACCAUUACAAACAGAAUGAGUAUACCCCAGUGGUCGUGAAACUCAAUUCCUCCAAGCCUCGGCGGAAAGCCAAAGCUACUGUCAAAACUGACAUGGAGGAAGAGAUGAAGAUUCUGAAAGAGCUGGAACAUAGUAACAUUGUCUCUUGGAUUUGUAAUAUCAGCUAUAAUGGCCGUGUUGGUGUUGUGAUGGAAUUCUGCGAGAACGGAAAUUUGGAUCAGUUACUGAAACUUCACGAUGCACAUUUUCUUACAGAACCUGUCUGUAGAAGAUACUUCAGAAAUAUUUUUGAUGGGUUGGAAUAUAUUCAUCUACAAAACAUAGCUCACAGAGAUAUCUGCACUCAGAACAUUCUCAUAACUUCUAAAAACAAUUUAAAGCUGGGUGACUUUGGACAUGCUGUUCAUUUCUUUACGGGGGAUCCGUUGCUUCAGGAAGAGUGUGGAACCUUGGGGUUUCAAGCCCCGGAAAUCGUCAACAAGGAAGCUUACAAUCCCAAAAACGCCGAUAUAUGGUCCUUGGGUUGCACCCUCUACCUCAUGUCCACCGGUCGUCUUCCCUUAGGGGUGAUCCCUAAUGAAAUCAAGGAACGUGCAUCUAAAGAAAUCCAGUUUCCGGAUAAACGAGUUCUGAACAUUUCGCAACCACUUAGAGAAAUAACACGAGGCGCUCUUGCCUUCCACCCGGACCUGCGAUUCACAUUGAAUCGUAUGAAACAUGGCGAAUGGAUGAAGGAUUCUAGCUGUAAUGUUCAGAUAGGAAACUUUCACAUGAUCCGGCAGCCCCGAAAGAUUCGGGAGGGGGAAGUUGAGCAAGCGCUAAAGAAGCGAUAUGAAAUCUAAAUUCAACCAGUUUGCCUUAAAAAUCAUCAAUCAUGUAUCACCAUUUUGAAACAAUUUCAAUCAGUGCCAAACAUUGUGGAAUCCGUUUCUUUUUAUAAUCUUCGUAUGCAUGUAUAUUUUAAUGGAAAUCAGGUCAUUCAAAACCAAAAUUUGUUUCUCGUGUCUGACUUCAUUUUAUAUUGAUAAAGAUUACUAAUAAAUUUCUUUUUAAUAAUAAC